AUUCACCCAUACUUAAAUCAUAAAGAAUGUACAUUGAAAACACAUCCCGCUUCACCCGAUUCUUUCCACUUCUUUUCUGAGCAUUCUGCUAAACUCCUACACAUUACAGCUAUCACCCCAAAAUAUACCAAUUAAACUACUCCAACCCCAUUAAAUAAAAUCACCCAUUCAUAUUAUUUCACACCCUACUCCAAACCCAUCUUCACCAUGACAAUAGCUUAAACCAUACUCAUUCUCCGUUAAAAAGCCAACCACUAUAGAAUUACCCAGAUCAAAAAAUGAUCACAGGAAAAGACAUAUACGAUGUAUUCGCCGCCAUAAUACCAUUAUACGUAGCAAUGAUCUUAGCAUACGGUUCAGUACGAUGGUGGAAAAUCUUCACACCAGAUCAAUGUUCAGGAAUCAACAGAUUUGUAGCAGUUUUUGCAGUCCCACUUUUAUCAUUUCAUUUUAUAUCAACAAAUGAUAUUUACAAAAUGAACUAUCAUUUUAUUGCAGCAGAUUGUUUACAAAAAGUGGUGAUUUUGGGUGCACUUUUUUUAUGGCUUAUAAUAACAAAAAAAGGGAGUCUUGAAUGGAUGAUUACACUUUUUUCUUUGUCUACUUUGCCUAAUACACUUGUGAUGGGUAUUCCACUUUUAAAGGCUAUGUAUGGGGAUUUUAGUGGGAGUUUAAUGGUACAAAUAGUGGUUUUACAGAGUAUAAUAUGGUAUACUCUUAUGUUGUUUUUGUUUGAGUUUAGAGGGGCUAAGUUGUUGAUUUCUGAACAGUUUCCUGAGACUGCUGCUUCUAUUACUUCUUUUAGGGUUGAGUCUGAUGUCGUUUCUCUUAAUGGUAGGGAGCCUUUGCAGGCAGAUGCAGAAAUAGGAGACGAUGGAAAGCUACACGUAGUAGUAAGAAGAUCAACAGCCUCAAGCAUGGUAUCAGGCUCUCAUUACAACAAAUCCCACAUCCAUUCCUUAACCUCAAUGACUCCCCGUGCAUCCAACCUUACAGGUGUCGAAAUCUACAGCAUUCAAUCCUCACGUGAGCCUACUCCACGUGCUUCCAGUUUCAACCAAACUGAUUUCUACGCCAUGUUUGCCAGCAAAGCUGCUAGUCCAAGACAUCCUGUUUACCCACAAGGUAGUGUUAGUGGGGAUGUUUUUUCUUUGCAAUCUUCUAAGGGUCCCACACCUAGAACAUCUAAUUUUGAUGAAGAAAUCAUUUUUAGACAACAACAACAACAAUUACAAGGUGGGAAUAAGCGGAGGUUUGGGAGGAGUAUGAGUGGGGAGUUGUAUAAUGGUAGUGGUGGUGGGUCUCUUCCUCCUUAUCCGCCGCCCAACCCGACAAUUGUGGGGACCACAAGUGGUGGUGGUGGGAGGAGGAAGGAUUUGGUUGGAAAUGGAAAUAGUACACCUCCUAAUAAGGAGUUGCAUAUGUAUGUGUGGAGUUCGAAUCAGUCACCCGUUUCGGAACAUAUGAAGAAUUCUAAUGUUAUGAAUAAUAAUAAUAAUAAUAAUAAUAAUAAUAAUAAUAAAGGAGGGAUGACUAAUAAUGACUUGGGGAUUUUGGAUUCUUCUAAGGCUGUGCUUCAACAAGAGAUUGCUGCUGCUAGAGCUGGGAUGAACAAUUUUCCAGAGAACACAAGUGAAAGUGGAAAAGGGAAUGGAGAUAAAAUAUCAUCAGUAUAUAAUGAGAAGAAUAAAGUAUUAGCAGAUGACAUGGAAGAAGGAAAUGUAGAAAGGAAACACCAAAUGCCACCAGCAAGUGUUAUGACUAGACUCAUUCUCAUCAUGGUUUGGAGGAAACUUAUUCGUAAUCCCAACACUUAUUCUAGUCUUUUAGGUUUAACUUGGUCUCUUAUUUCUUACAGGUGGAACAUUGAAAUGCCCACAAUAGUGAAAGGAUCAAUUUCAAUUUUGUCAGAUGCAGGUUUAGGAAUGGCCAUGUUCAGUCUAGGGUUAUUCAUGGCAUUACAACCAAGAAUGAUAGCAUGCGGAAAAAGAGUGGCAACAUUUGCAAUGGCAGUGAGAUUCUUGACUGGUCCUGCCGUUAUUGCUGCUACUUCUAUCGCUAUUGGACUUCGUGGUGUUCUUUUACACGUUGCUAUUGUUCAGGCUGCUCUUCCUCAAGGUAUUGUGCCUUUUGUGUUCGCUAAGGAGUAUAAUGUUCAUCCAGAUAUUCUAAGCACAGCGGUUAUAUUUGGAAUGUUGAUUGCCUUACCCAUCACAAUAUUAUACUACGUGCUUCUUGGACUAUAAUCAUGGAUAUAGCUUAUAAUGGAUUUAAGUGAACCUAUCAAGAAGACAAGGGAUCAUACAUUAAUAAUUGACAAAAAUAUUUAAUGUUAAUUGAAGUGAAUUUUGAAAAAUCAAUAUUUGAAUUCAAUAUAGAUUUUAAAAGAUAGUACUACAACAUUUUUGUUUAAUUUAGUCAUCUUUUAGAUUGAUCUUUGAUUAUUUCUCAGUCACAAAAUUUAAUAAAAGUGUAAAUCU
Molecule: messenger RNA, 2480 nt
Organism: Amaranthus tricolor (Joseph's coat)
Lineage: Eukaryota; Viridiplantae; Streptophyta; Magnoliopsida; Caryophyllales; Amaranthaceae
Product: auxin efflux carrier component 2
Exons: 7
Coding region: 279-2246 (655 amino acids)
Biological process (GO): auxin export across the plasma membrane; auxin polar transport
Cellular component (GO): plasma membrane; endoplasmic reticulum
Molecular function (GO): auxin efflux transmembrane transporter activity
Source: RefSeq, a predicted model, not a curated record